Balaenoptera acutorostrata (minke whale) is the source of this 666-nucleotide messenger RNA. Its product is annotated as 40S ribosomal protein S2-like. Gene Ontology annotation, biological process: translation. Gene Ontology annotation, cellular component: ribosome; cytosolic small ribosomal subunit. NCBI's taxonomy places the organism in Eukaryota, Metazoa, Chordata, Mammalia, Artiodactyla, Balaenopteridae. Gene Ontology annotation, molecular function: structural constituent of ribosome; RNA binding. The record is from RefSeq and is a predicted model, not a curated record.
CGCCUGGUCAAGGACAUGAAGAUCAAGUCCCUGGAGGAGAUCUACCUCUUUUCUCUGCCCAUCAAGGAAUCUGAGAUCAGAUUUUUCUUGAGGGCAUCCCUCAAGGAUGAAGUUUUGAAGAUCAUGCCUGUGCAAAAGCAGACCCAUGCUGGUCAGCGGACCAGGUUCAAGGCAUUUGUCGCCAUCAGGGAUUACAACAGACAUGUUGGUUUGGGUGUGAAGUGCUCUAAGGAGGUAGCCACUGCCAUCCGUGGGGCCAUCAUUCUGGCCAAGCUCUCCAUCGCCCCCGUGCGACGAGGCUACUGGGGGAACAAGAUCGGCAAGCCCCAUACCGUCCCUUGCAAGGUGACUGGCCGCUGUGGCUCUGUGCUGGUGCGCCUCAUCCCUGCACCCAGGGGCACUGGCAUCGUGCCCAAGAAGCUACUGAUGAUGGCUGGAAUUGACUGCUGCUACACCUCUGCCAGGGGCUGCACUGCCACGCUGGGUAACUUCGCCAAGGCCAAUUUUGAUGCCAUUUCCAAGACCUACAGUUAUAUCACUCCUGAUCUCUGGAAAGAGACUGUGUUCACCAAGUCUCUGUAUCAGGAAUUCACUGACCAUCUUGUAAAGACUCACACCAGAGUUUCCGUGCAGAGGACUCAGACUCCAGCUGUAGCCACCACAUAG